AUGUAUCUGGAGAUCUUGGCCUUUGCAAUCGCCACCUCAGGAUGGGUUCUCGUAUCGUCAACCCUGCCGACGGACUACUGGAAGGUGUCCUCACUUGACGGGACCGUCAUCACCACAGCGACCUAUUGGGCCAAUUUAUGGAAGGCGUGUGUCACCGACUCUACAGGGGUGUCCAACUGCAAAGACUUUCCGUCCAUGCUGGCGUUGGAUGGAUACAUUCAGGCCUGCAGGGGUUUGAUGAUUGCUGCAGUCUGUCUGGGGUUUUUUGGAACAGUCUUCGCACUGGUGGGAAUGAAGUGCACCAAAAUAGGAGGAAGUGACAAGACCAAAGCGAGGAUUGCCUGCUUUGCAGGGGUUGUUUUUAUCCUCAGCGGUCUGUGCUCCCUUUCAGCAUGUUCCCUCUAUGCACAUCGGAUAACCUCAGAGUUUUUCGACCCUUUGUUUGUAGCCCAGAAGUAUGAACUUGGAGCGGCGCUCUUUAUCGGCUGGGCAGGUUCUGUCCUUUGCGUUCUAGGUGGCUUGUUGUUCACCCACAGUCGUGCAGAUUAUGUCUACAGAGGUGCUGCCUCACAUUCGCAUAUCUCCUCAUACCAAAGAGGAAGAGGCCAGUCUGUGAGCCAGAGGCCGCCUCCCGAAUACAGCAGCUCCUCCAAGGCCCCCAACUUUGAUAAGAACGUCUACGUUUAA
Messenger RNA from Nerophis lumbriciformis (worm pipefish), 687 nucleotides. Lineage: Eukaryota; Metazoa; Chordata; Actinopteri; Syngnathiformes; Syngnathidae. The record is from RefSeq and is a predicted model, not a curated record.